Messenger RNA from Spodoptera exigua (beet armyworm), 945 nucleotides. The record is from the annotation of a GenBank genome assembly. Lineage: Eukaryota; Metazoa; Arthropoda; Insecta; Lepidoptera; Noctuidae.
AAGAACAGAGCUGCCGACUGUCAGCUGUCACAUUUCGUAAAUCCUAAAUCCUAACCUAUUCCUUUUUAGCAAAAAGAAACUAGGUACCUAAUUCUCUAUCAACAUAGAAACUUAGAAUGAAUGAAUGCUAAUUUAACAGUAAUAUUGUAAAUAAUAACUUUAUCAUGUUGGCUCAGUCGUUGCGUGUCUCUCUUGGUCUCUUACGGCCGGAGAUUUCGCAACUGGUGCUUGUCGCUGGUAUAAAAUACUUUCCACCACCAAAAAAUUAUGACCAUAUUGAAAUACCGGAGCGUCAAAGGCUCCGUAUUUACGACAAGGUGCCCACAUAUCCCGCCAAUUUGAAGCCUCCGAAGAUGCAAAAGCGUCUUCGUUACAUGCGUGGUCCAGAGACAGUGCACACCAACCUACAGCUGCAGCAAUAUGGUGUUGUUGCUACUGGAGGUGGUAGAAUGCGUUCAGAGCACUUUGAAAUGGCCCGUCUGGUUGUUGCACGAAAGCUAGACCAGAAGAGAAUGUUUGCUAUCUGGCGAGUAGACCCACCCUGGCAGCCUGUCACCAAAAAGGGUCAGGGACAGCGAAUGGGUGGAGGUAAAGGUGCCAUUGAUCACUAUGUCACUCCCAUAAAAGCAGGCAGAAUUAUCCUUGAAGUUGGAGGCAAAUGUGAUUAUGCUGAGGUAUUCCCAAUGCUAAAAAUUGUCGCUGAGAGAUUGCCAUUCAAAGCAGAACCUAUAUCUUUGGAGAUCAUGCAGAAGAAAGCAGAGAGGGAGAAAUGGUUAGAAGAAAACAACGAAAACUAUUACACAAUGAAGUAUAUUAUACAGAACAAUAUGGGAGGAUGUCACAGGAUGUUGUCGCCGUUCGACCAUCGCUGGUACGGCAAAUAUUUGUAAAUAAUCUUAUUUUAAGUAGUUUUAGUGAAUAUAUAUGUUUAUGUAAAAGUUAUUA